AUGGCUAAUAAUCUCGCCGCAGGCUCCAAGGCGGAUAUUCCCCAGGAUCUGCUCAACGAGAUCAAGAGGCUCGAGGAUCUCUUCACAGUUGACACACAGACGCUUAAGAAGAUAAGCGACCAUUUCAUUUCCGAGUUGGCCAAGGGUCUUAGUGUCGAGGGCGGCAGUAUUCCAAUGAACCCAACCUGGGUCAUGUCAUUCCCCGAUGGCUAUGAAACCGGCACCUUCCUUGCUCUUGACAUGGGCGGCACCAACCUCCGUGUGUGCCAGAUUACCCUGACCGAUCAGAAAUCCGAAUUCGAUAUUCUUCAGUCCAAGUAUCGUAUGCCGGAGGAGCUCAAGACCGGCAACUCGGAUGAACUUUGGGAAUAUAUUGCGGACUGUCUGCAGCAGUUUGUAGAGACUCACCACGGCGGUUGCUCUGGCAUUGGCACUCUUCCCCUUGGUUUCACCUUCUCGUAUCCAGCAACACAGAACUACAUUGACGAGGGUAUUCUUCAGAGAUGGACCAAGGGGUUCGACAUUGCUGGUGUCGAAGGGCAGAAUGUCGUUCCAAUGUUAAAUGCUGCCUUCGAGAAGAAGGGCGUGCCCAUCAGGCUCACUGCUCUGAUCAACGAUACGACGGGAACUCUGAUUGCUUCUGCAUACACUGACCCAAAGAUGAAGAUUGGUUGCAUCUUUGGCACCGGCUGUAAUGCUGCCUACAUGGAGGAUGUUGGCUCUAUUCCCAAACUGGCACACAUGAAGCUGCCACCAGAGACCCCCAUGGCUAUCAACUGCGAGUGGGGUGCUUUUGACAACGAGCACAAGGUGCUGCCUAGAACCGAGUUUGACAAGAUUAUUGAUCGUGAUUCACCUCGGCCAGGCCAGCAGGCCUUCGAGAAAAUGAUUGCUGGUCUAUAUCUUGGCGAAAUUUUCCGACUCGUCAUGGUUGACUUGCACGACAACCGCGACGUACAUGCCUUUGCUGGCCAAGAUAUUUCCCUGCUGCGCAAGGCUUAUUCUCUGGAUUCCUCUUUUCUUUCUGCUAUUGAAGAGGAUCCUUUUGAGAAUUUGCAGGAGACCUUUGACCUAUUCAGCUCCAAACUCAACAUUACCUGCUCAAGAGCAGAAUUGGAGCUCAUCCGAAGGCUCUCCGAGCUUAUCGGCACUCGUGCUGCUCGCCUUUCUGCCACUGGUGUUGCUGCUAUCUGCAAGAAGAAGAACUAUAAGACCUGCCAUGUUGGUGCUGAUGGAUCCGUUUUCAAUAAGUACCCACAAUUCAAGGAACGUGGUGCCCAGGCUCUCCGGGAGAUUCUUGACUGGCCUGAGAAGACGAAUCCCAAGGAAGAGGAUCCUAUCGAGGUUCUUGCUGCCGAGGACGGUAGCGGUGUAGGCGCCGCUUUGAUUGCGGCGUUGACUCUGAAGAGAGUCAAGGCUGGCAAUCUUGCUGGAGUGCUGCACCCCGAGCACUUUAAAUAA
Messenger RNA from Metarhizium brunneum ARSEF 3297, 1461 nucleotides. RefSeq names its product Hexokinase. Gene Ontology annotation, cellular component: mitochondrion; cytosol. NCBI's taxonomy places the organism in Eukaryota, Fungi, Ascomycota, Sordariomycetes, Hypocreales, Clavicipitaceae. The record is from RefSeq and is a predicted model, not a curated record. Gene Ontology annotation, molecular function: ATP binding; mannokinase activity; D-glucose binding. Gene Ontology annotation, biological process: glucose metabolic process; glycolytic process; intracellular glucose homeostasis.